CCUGACGUCACCCAGCCCCUGAGCCGCCUGCGCUGAUUGGCUGGAGGUGACGUCAACCUCAUAUUUUUCUUUUUUUCCCUUCUCCUCUCCCAACUGAACCAUGACCUCAUCGCUUUAGUUCAUGAAAGUGCUAAAGUGCACCUUCUGUAACUAACUGCCCCCCCUCCCCUACACACACACAUACACACUUUAAGCUACCUAACAGAGAAAAAGCUAAUCUAUCCCUUCACAAGCCGACCACCUUUCCCGGUCAGUUAAACGGCUGAAGGAGCCGCUUCACCGCGCUUUCAUGUCUCGCUUGUUCCCGGCGCUGUCACCCUCUGUCAGCUGCACCGUCCCCCGCGACACCGCCAGGUAAACACCGGCCAGCCCCAUGACGACCCCGCCGCUGUCCCCUUCACACAUGGAGGCCAGUUGACCAACUACACAGGACACAGGAGCCGCGUGGAGCCCGAGGCACCAUGGAUCUCGCAGCGCCCGCUCCAGUAGUAGCCCUCCUCCACUGACAUCCUCUUCCCCAUCUCUUCCUCCUCCUUUCCCUUUCUCAUUUACCCCUCUUCCUCUACACCCCCGUCCCUUACUGGCCGUCGUCAGUGACCCAGAGUGACCACUCCGCCCCUCCUACAUCAUGGCGGGAGAGAAAGGGCCGACUAAACGGAGCGCCAUGGACAUCAAGCGCCUGGCGAGCCUCAUCCAGAGAGGAACAGGCCGCUUGCUGGUGAUUGACAGCAGGACGUUUUCUGAGUAUAAUGCGUCACACGUGCAAGGUGCGGUCAACGUUUGCUGCUCCAAGCUGGUGAAGAGGCGACUGCAGCAGGAUAAGGUGUCUGUCACUGAGCUGCUGCAGCCCAACGGCAAGGUGAAGGUAGAGCUGGGCAGGAAGCAGGAAGUGGUGGUAUAUGACCAGAGUUCCAAAGAGGUGGGUCAUCUGUCCAAAGACGGCUUCGUGCACAUUCUCAUGGGAAAACUGGAGGGCACCUUUCACAAAGUCUCCCUGCUCACUGGAGGCUUUGCUGCUUUCUCCUCCUGUUUCCCCGGCCUGUGUGAAGGGAAGCCGGCCACUGCUCUACCUAUGAGCUUGUCCCAGCCCUGCUUGCCUGUGGCUAAUGUAGGGCCCACUCGCAUCCUGCCACACCUUUACCUAGGCUCACAGAAAGAUGUCCUCAACAAGGAUCUGAUGGCACAGAAUGGUAUCACCUAUGUGCUGAAUGCCAGCAACACCUGCCCCAAGCCAGACUUUAUCAGCGAGAGCCACUUCAUGCGCAUCCCAGUUAACGACAACUACUGCGAGAAAUUGCUUCCCUGGCUGGACAAAACUAAUGAAUUCAUUGACAAAGCUAAGGUGUCAAACUGCAGAGUCAUUGUGCACUGCCUGGCUGGAAUCUCACGUUCAGCAACCAUUGCCAUUGCAUACAUCAUGAAGACAAUGGGCUUGUCAUCAGAUGAUGCCUACAGGUUUGUAAAGGACCGAAGACCGUCCAUAUCCCCCAACUUCAACUUCCUGGGUCAGCUGCUGGAGUUUGAGAAGGGCCUGCAAUUACUCCAAGCUCUAAAUUCAAGCUCUGAUGAUAAGAUCUCUGAAGGCAAUACUAAGCAAAACUCAGAGGUUAAUGGUGUCAGCACAGGUUUCGAGAUGAAUGGUCACCACAGCAACUAUGACUCAUCUGUGGCAGAGCCACAGAUCCCACCAGAACCCAAGCUACCAUCACCCACCUCCCUCCAGCAAGGCUUCAACGGCCUGCACCUCUCCGCAGAGAGGAUCAUGGACACUAACCGGCUCAAACGCUCCUUCUCUCUGGACAUUAAGUCUGUCUACUCCCCUAACAGUCCCCACUGCCUCAGCAUGGCACCCACACACUCUGAAGACGUCCCUAAGCUGUGCAAACUUGACAGCCCAGGAACAGGCACCUCUAAUGGUGUCUGCUCCCAGUCUCCCGUCCUAGACAGUCCCAGCUCCUCUGAUUCGCCGUUCCCCUCACCAGGCAGCGGGGGCAGCAUCGGAGGUUUGGGGUUUGGAGGAAGUGAAGGAGUCCAUCGGUCUGGUUCUUCCUCUUCCAGACCCAGGAGAAAACCCAAGCACAGUUGUGGCAGUUCCCCAGUCCACUCCCAACCACACCACCCCCCCCAGUCCCUCAGCUUGUCGCUGGACCACAAGAGCCCCAGUCUGGACGAGAACAUAAAGGGCUCCCUGCUCUUGUCACUUCCCUCUCUGCCCACUGUGGGGUCUGGGGCCAUGUGGACCAAACACAGAGACACUGUCCAGGCCACCACUCCUGUCACUCCCGUCACCCCCACCACAGAUGCCCCCUGGCACUUCGGGGCAGAGGAGGGCGGUGAGGGUGAGAUGGAGCUAGGGGGAGGAGGGGGUGGAGGGGGAGAGCAGUCGUCGGUGAGGUUUGGGAGCAGCUCGGCGUAUGUGGCGUUUGGGUGCAGCGAAGGUGUGCGGUUACGAGACAAAUCUCAGAAGGAGAAGCCCUCGGCGCCACAGACACAGAGAGACCACCGGGACUCAACGUCGUCGUCCACAGUGACCUUGUCCAACAGCGCAAACAACAGCGGGCCUUCGUCAGAGAAGCAGUUCAAGCGGCGCAGCUGUCAGAUGGAAUUCGAGGAGGGCAUUUCAGAGACACGGUCCCGGGAGGAACUGGGGAAGAUUGGGAAGCAGUCGAGCUUCUCCGGGAGCAUGGAGAUAAUCGAGGUAUCCUGACAGAUAAUGGACAUGAUCAGGGCUGUCCCUUGGGGGCAAAAAUGGACCUGUUUAGAAGGAGUGCAAGAAGAGGACAUAUGAGGGGGAGCAGAAGAGGUUUUUUUGUGUUCCCCUCACAGACAGUGUUAAAGACUCCAACUGAGAAAAUACAAAGCAGAGAGUUAAUGUGAAAAGGUUAGCAGGCGAACUAGCAUUCGCACCUGGACAGACAGAGCCUGAGAUGUGGUGCUUAGCAGACCAUAAUCAUCCUGAACUCUCAUACAAAUCUGAAGAAAAGUCUGGGGGAGGGUGAGGUAAAUGGGGUGACUGUAGGUACUGAAACUCUUCAUUUUUCUGAGCUCUGUCACAGAUAAAAAGAAAUGACCCAGGGCAAAUGUCAAGUUGCAUCCUUUAUUAUAUAGAAUACCCCUAUUUUGACAGAGUUCGGACACGAACUGCUUGCCUGUGGUCAAAUGUUAGUGUGCUUCAGUGGGUGUAUAGCUCGUGAUUUGAACCAAGACCCCUGUUUCCUCCCGAAGCUUCACCCCAGUGUCUGAAAAGCCUCAGAACCUCGCACGGCUACGUCCGCCCCCUUUCCCAGUGGCUCUGCCUGCUUCAGACUCUGUGUCAACUGCAUCAUCAACAAUAACAGACUCCUUAACGACACCAUCACCUCACAUCACCACAGCACAAGGCAGAGAGAUCCCACGGACUCCCUCUCUCUAUACUAAGGACUUCAUAAGCGGUACUGCAUCCAAAAACAAUGAAGGAUCGUCAGCAAUUUUCACCGCGUUGAUAAAAAGACUUUGAGUUGAAGACGGGCAGUGCCCCCCCCGCCCCUGACCCCUCUCCACACCUCUGCCCCCACCCCCAAAGCACGGUGUGUCUUUUCUGACUUUGGCUCCCUUGUUUCCAGUGUUAACAACCCGAUGGGACUGAGGUUUCAGGAUGGUGAAGAGGGUUCGCUUUAUUGGCCCUUGAGCUCCUUUAUUGACUCCCCCAAGCCCCCUCCCACUGCUCCACCUAUGGUCGCCACUGAGCAUGCACCCGAAAGGCUGACAACAGAAAGACAAAUACUAUAUAUACAAUAUGAAUAUAUAUAGCAAUUUUAAUGGACUUCUAAUGGACUCUUUUGUUCAGUUAUAGUUUUAAUUUAUUGUAUUGGUUCAUUCUGGUAAUGAGAAAUAAUAUAAUGUUUUGUGGAUUUAUUUCUUUUUUCUUUUG
Thunnus maccoyii (southern bluefin tuna) is the source of this 3910-nucleotide messenger RNA. It is a transcript of the gene dusp8a, whose product is annotated as dual specificity phosphatase 8a. NCBI's taxonomy places the organism in Eukaryota, Metazoa, Chordata, Actinopteri, Scombriformes, Scombridae. Gene Ontology annotation, molecular function: MAP kinase tyrosine/serine/threonine phosphatase activity; protein tyrosine/threonine phosphatase activity. Gene Ontology annotation, cellular component: cytoplasm. Bases 629 to 2707 code for a protein of 692 amino acids. Gene Ontology annotation, biological process: negative regulation of MAPK cascade; protein dephosphorylation. The transcript is spliced from 7 exons. The record is from RefSeq and is a predicted model, not a curated record.